This is a messenger RNA of Numida meleagris (helmeted guineafowl), 6555 nucleotides long. RefSeq lists its product as uncharacterized. The transcript is spliced from 3 exons. Bases 2307 to 3296 code for a protein of 329 amino acids. Lineage: Eukaryota; Metazoa; Chordata; Aves; Galliformes; Numididae. The record is from RefSeq and is a predicted model, not a curated record.
GAGAGGACACAGGGACACUGAGGACAGAGGGACAUAGCGAAGGCACACGCUGAGGGGCUGAGGAUACCCUGGGGGGACACUGAGGGGAUACACUGAGGGACAGGGGGACGUGCUGAGGGACUGAGGGGGACACGCUGAGGGGACACCGGGAGGCACGCUGUAGGACUGAGGGGACACACUGAGAGGACACACUGAGGGACAGUGAGGACAGAGGGACGUACAGAAAGCACACACUGAGGGGCUGAGGAUACCCUGGGGGACACUGAAGGGACGCACUGAGGGACACGCUGAGGGACAGGGACGUAAGGGCACGUCCCUGCUGUAGGAAGCGCCCUACGCUCUGUUCCAACCCAAACAUUCGGUGAUUUUGCGAUCCCCGCCUCCCCCUGCUGGCAGCGCUGUCCCCGGCGCAGCCCGGGCACCCUCAGCCGUCGUUAGGGCUCAGCACUAGGGCCUCCAAGCGGUCCCCAAGCCAUGGACCAGCACCCGGUGCCAUGGAGCAGCACACCCAUGGUCACCAGCCGUGGGGUUCUGUGGCACACUGCCAUUCUGGGGAAGGCUCUCUGAUUUUCUUAAUGUUUCUGACCAAGUUACCGUCACAUCCAGGUGCUGCUCAGCCUUCAUUUGGCUCUUUCAAAGACAGAGCAGUGGCAGCUCCCUGCUUUGCUGAGUGGUAACAGCUCAUUUACAGCCAGCAACCGUGAACAUCUGAACCGCACGGAGCUAUUUUUUGCCUGAAUUUGCAUUCUUUUUCAGCGCUUUUCCGUGUUAUUGCCUUGCCUUUGCUUUUGUAACCUUUCUGUUCUGUGCUGUGAGUGAGGAUUGCUGGCUGAGGGCGUUGUGCAGGCCCUGCAUGGGCCCCACGCUGCCUUGUCCACUGUGAGCAUUAGGGGGCAUCCAACGAUGCUGAUAAAUGGGCAAUGCUGUGUGGCAGCGAGGGGAUGUGUGGCACAGUGCAGCGCUCCAAAAAACCACAGAUUGUCCCUGUUGAAAAGUUGUGUGGAGCUCGGGGGAAUUACUGAUGGGAGAAGGGAACAGAUCCAUGGAAGAGAGGUGUUCUGAGGGCUGUCACCGGCCCAGGGGAUGCCUGAGAUGCACAUUUUUGGGGUGUAGGAAAGGAGAUUUGGGACCAUGCAGAGCCUUAGCCCCAAGUUUCUCCCAUCUUCUGAUCUGGAUAUUUGCUGCAGUGAGGGGGUGGGCUGACAGAGGUCUGAUUGAGCCCCUGCAGUGGUACUUUGCUCUUUAUUUCCAGUGUUCAGAUAUGCAGUAUCUGUAAAAUGUUGUCUUGCACAGGGUGAGCCCCAGAGCCCCAGAUAUCCGCCUGCAGUCCCUCCUUGCUGCAGAACCCCCUGCUUGUGUCAGCCCCUGCUUCUUGCCUCCCAACCAGUGACCGAGCUGAGAAAGUGCUUCCUCCCUCCCUUCCAAUGGCUCUGUUUCUGGAAAAGCUUGAGCUGAAACCUCCUUCCAAAGCCCACAUCAGACAGAGCUUGGAACCUGGUCUGGUCUCGGCGUGGGGAAGCAGCUCCAUCCCUCCCACAGAGGCCAGCGCUGGCUCCCAGCCCCAGAGGGAAGAGGACCAGAGACGCAUGCAAAGUACAGCUGUGUCUCUCGAAACACCUCUUGUCCUUCUUAAUGUAUUCCUUCGCACAUUUCGUGACUUGUUACCGCGUGAAGGCAGCGAGGAUUUUGCUGCUGGAACUGUUGCCCCUUCCCUUCCAUCUGCUCCGUGCUUAUCUGCAGUACUUACAAUGCAGCAAACCUUGUGAGCGUAGCACGGAAGAGCCAUAUGGCAUCCAUAGGUAACAAUGCUGCUUACAAUUGAGCUCCUCUGCUAUGUGAGACCACCGGCGAGAAAGCAAUUCGUGACCAACAGCAGGAAAAAAAAACACAACUAAAUAAAUCAAAACGAUCAGUCUCGCAGUGUUCGAGGUGAUUCCCAAGAGCGUGGCUGGGAAGGAUAACUAAAAGCACUGAGCUUCUUGGUGUGAGCGUGUGGAAAGCCAUCUUUGGGGAGCAGCACUUUGAUUUACCUCCCUCGAUUGUGGCUGCUGCAGCGAGCUGCCUGCGUUCCCAUUGCCACGCUCCCCGGGACGUUCCCAUCUCUUUGGAUUGCAGUGCACAAAUCACACUGCAUCGAACCGGAGUGGGAGGGUUCCCAUGUCUGCAGACAUCUCCGUGGCCGCCGAUCGGAUGCUAAAUGCUUUAGUAAUGCUUCGAGCCACAAAAGAUCAUUAGUGCUGCGAGGCCAGAAGAGGUUAAUAAGAGAGCAGCUGUUGGGCCGGCUCAAUGGUGGGGUGACAAAAGGAAUGGCAAAGUGUCCCCUGAGCUGGGGGGGGUCAGCCCUCCCGACACGGCAAAAAGCAGCUGGAGGAAUAAUGGAUGAGCUGAGCCAGGUGCUGGGUUGCUCUGAAGCAAUGCAGCGAGCUGUCACCGUGACGGGGAUGCUGCUGCUGCUGCAUAAAUACUGCCCCACGUGCCCAUCCUCAGCCCUCUGCUGCCUUCUCUGUAAGAAAAAAUGGGGAAAAGUGGGGGAAAACUGCGGGAAAACUGGCUGCUUCUUGUCACAUCAGCACGGCAUGAAUACUCGAUGUGAGUGUUCCAGCUUGCAAAUGAGCAAGAAUCACAGAGCCGGCUGCAGCCAGCUCCCAGUGCAAUGCAUCACUGCUGGGCUCGCCUCUCCGCAGUGCCAGCUGGAAAUGGGGCACAGGACCUCACCGUCUGCAUCAGGGACCGGUUCCGAAAUGCAGAGAGACGUGGGGAAGCAGCAGCCACGCCUGCACCUUCCCAUCACUUCAGCUCGGCAGCGGCUGGGAAAAGCAGCGUGGCUGAACCCGAGUCCUGCAGGGAUUUACAGAGCCGCUCCCUGGGGUGGUCAUGGCAAACACAGACAGUUAAUAGGAAGGGCAAAGCUUGUUAUUCUUUCCUUUAAAAACAGUCUUACCGUUUGCCUGUUUAUCUGCAGAUUUACACACCUCUCCCUCUGUGCGUGCAGCAGAGGUAGGAGAAAAAUGCCACAGAACUGCGCUGUGCCUCCAGCCGAGAGCAGGAGAGCUUGUGAGGAUGGAGGGGAAGGGCUGACAUUUCUGAUCAGACAGCGGAGCGCCAGACCUGAGGGACACGGCGAGCUGGUGCGGCGUGCAGCACCUGCUGCCAGCCGGGAUCAGCUCACCCAGACCUCUCCCAGGAUCCUGCCGCACCUCGCGCCCUGCUGGGCACCCCUUCCUCCCCCCUCAUCCCCCUUCAGACGCUUUCUGCUCAUGUGGAACCCGAAUAUCCCUUGCUACUUUCAACCGUGACUUGUUUGCUGAUCGCCUGUGGCCACGAAGAAUAAUUUACUGCAUUCAUAAAGCGAGCAAAAUAUAUAUAUGUAUAUGGUUUUGAUUCAAUUUUCAGGUCGCCUUUACAAUUCACGUUGCCAUUUGGAAGCAAGCUGCCUGCUGGCUCUCCAGGAGGCCCUUUUCCAGCAGAGACUGAAAAUCCCCAGGAAACGUGCCGAAAGCAGCGGGGAUGUGGCAGCAAAACCACCUCAGCAGGAGCUGCCGCGAUGCGAGCACUGCUGCGAGCAGAGGGACAGCAGAAGCUCCCAGAGCCGAGCAUCACAGGCAGGGAAAAGCCGCCCGGCCCCGUUCCCUGGGGCUCUCUGAGCACUUUGCUGGACUCGCUGCCCUUUGCAUCCACCUUCAUCCUUCUCCUUCACACCUCUCCUUAGCCUCGCCCAGCUCCUUUCCUCGCUUUGCCCCAUGCUGCCUUCCUCCCUGCAGCUCCUCCUCCUCAUCCUCCCUUCUUGUCGUAGAAUCAUCAGAACAGAACCAUUCAGGUUGGAGAAGUCCCCUGAGAUCCCAAACCCCACGCCCACUGCCCACAUCCCCCAGUGCCACCUCCCCAGGGCUCUGGAACACCCCAGGAUGGUGACCCCCACCCCUGGGCAGCUGUGCCAGCACCUGGCUCUCCCUUCUUGUCCUCCCUUCUUGUCCUCCUUGUUCCCCCAUUGCUGACGGAGCUCUCCCAUCCCUCCAUUUCUCUGUCCUCUCCCAUUUGUAGAAUCAUAGAAUCAUUAUGGUCGGAAGAGACCUCUAAGAUCAGCAGGUCCAACCCCAACCCACCACGCCCACCAACCACAUCCCUCAGUGCCACAUCUACCCUUAAGAAUUCCACCCCCCUCACGCUCAAUGUUCUCUCAAUCCACCUCUCCGGUCCCGCUUCACCCCUCAGAACCAGCAGCAGCAGAAUUUCCUCCUCUUCCUCCAAACCCUCCCCGAAAUCCCCGAUUUCCCUCUCUCCAAGCACCCAGUGCUGUUGGUGCUGAGCUGCUGCCCUCCGCGCCAGCCGGGAUUCUCCCUGCCUCUUUGUGCUCCUCUCCCCAGCAGAUUGUCUCCAUCUGCCGUCUCUUGCCUUGCAGUUGAAUCGUGAGCUCUCUUAGGCAAGAGCCGUAUUGUCGUGCUGCGUUUUUGUAGCACCUACCAAAAGGAGAUCUUCCUUCAAAGGUGCUCCUGCAAAAUGGCUUCUAAUUAAUGUAAUAACGGCCUGAGCAACGUUCAGAGAACGUCGUAUCAAGAAUCGAGAGCAUGAAUCGAGAAAUGAGGAAGCAGCCAGGUGCAAAGUGCAAAGCAGACAUUUUCAAAACUCUUUUUUUUUUUAAAUACACUGAAAACCUCGAAUGCUGGGGCCCUUUUCUGGGCAGCCCUCCUUCCCACCGCCCCAACACCUCAUCCCCUCUCCUUCCUCUUAAUGCUGCUCACUAUUCCCAUCAGUUUGUGCCGCAGCCCUUCCGAUCCCCCACGUGCCUGUGCCUCUCCCGUAGCUGUCCCUAGUAAUCUGACCCAGUUCCCACUUUCUCUAAACCUUUUUUUCAAGCUCAAGCUCAGCACAGAGCUUGUGGUGUAGCCAAGCUGCUUCCCACCACACUUCCUUUCGGGGCCGCUCGUAGCGGUGCCGUUCACAUCGUUUCUUUGAAGAGCUGCCAGUUUCUUUCUUCCCUUCACCUUUAGCCAUGCCUCCCAUCACAGCUUUCGCAGCAUUCCUCUGCGUUUCUCAGCCCGCCUUCCUAGGCUCCUUGUCCGCCGUUAUCUCUCCGUGUUGGCCAUGGCCAUGGUGCUCCCAUCCUCCACCUUCAGCCCCCUCCGUCUUCUGCCUUUGUCCCCAUUCUGCCCCUGCCCCAGCAGCACCAGCACCAGCACCAGUAGGACCAGGACCAGCCCCAGCCCCAGCAGCACGGUAUGCACCAAAAGCUGGGCCGCUGUGCUCAAAGCCAUCACGAGAGCCCUGCCAGCAUCCACAGACACAUGCACAGCUGUUCUUCCCCACGCUGAGCGUUUUACAGUUCACCCAGCUAAGAGGAUUUUGCUUUUCUCUUCUCUCUAAACCCGGUGCAGGUUCAGUGUAAUACCGGGCCCGCUCCCUGCUGCGGUGAGGCCGAGAGCAAUGGGGUAAUUGGUGCUAUUGCCCCCAGCGCCGACAUCCCCACGCUCUGCAGCACCGCAUGGGGCUCCCAUUGCACCCUGCAAGCCAAGAUCUGGCCCAGCCUUGGCAGGAGGACCAUGUGGGACACGUGUCCUCCCCAGCGUGUCUUAGUGUCACCGGGAGCUGCGUGGAGGUGGAUGAGGUCCCACGGCUCCCAGGGACAGAAUCAUAGAAUCACAGAAUAUCCCAAGCUGGAAGGGACCCAUGAGGAUCACCGAGUCCAACCCCUGACUCCAAACGGGGCCACCCAAAAAUCAGACCACAAAUGGGUCUGAUGGGAGGGGCUGGGUUUGGGAUCGGUUCCACGUGCCCGACCUCCUUAUCCCGUACAUCACUGGGACUGCUUUGUCUCAGGCAGCCCGAGGGAAGAAAGGAUCCUUGUCCUGGGGUCACAGCUCCCAUCCCAGUACGUGUCCACAGGAGAAUAUGGGGCAGCGGAGGGAGGGGGACAAACACGGUGCCCGUGCCAACCCCUCUGUGCCAGGGCUGCUCCCCUCCCUGCCAGCCAACCAAGCAUUUAAAUUUAAUAGCCGUCCCCCGCCUCACCGUAUAAAGGCACUUUGAUUGAGGCUCUGUGCACGAGAGGAGGCACAUUCCUCCGUGGGGCCAUGAAAUCAGAUGGAGCCUGGGGCCGUCCCUGUGUUGCGGGAACAUCACCGUGCUCCUCCGUUCUCCAGUGAGUGCAAAGCUGGCAGCAGGAGGGAAACUGAGGCACAGCGAGGGAUGCAGAGCCCCAGGUGCCACCAGUGCCACCGAAGGAAUUUUGCCCAAGUGAAGGCACGGCUGGGAGCUGUCGCCAUGGCGGGAGCUGCAGCGUGCGUGGAAAAUGGGAUUCUCCGUGGGUCUGAGCUGCCUGGGGAGUGAGAUCCUGCUGGGGACACGGGGCUGCCAUCCCUUCCAGCAUCCUACAAGCAGGUGAGGACAGAGAGGGGUGACACCACCAGCAAGCAGGGCAGGGGACCGAGAGCGUGCUGGGAGUGAUGGCCACACCACCACGAGCCACACCUCGCAGUGGGACCCUGUGCUGGGAUGGGAUGGGGAUGGGACAGGGAUUGGAAUGGGGACAGGGAUGGGGACAGGGAUUGGAAUGGGCAC